AUGGGUAACUGUCCGUAUUGGUCCUGGCUCUUGUCGCACCGCCUCCUUGGGUCAAGUUACGCCUGGCAAGCUGGUGUACAAGGCUGGCAAACGUUAGUAAAUGAGGAGCUCUCGUUGUUCAUUGUUGAAAAGGAGACCAGAGGCAAGCCUCUGGUCUUAGGGAAUUGCCGAAAGGGUCGAGAUGCAAUUCGUAUUAUCCACAACCCUGCUGAAUACACCUCUUUGACUCUUUCCAUCACUCUACGUUGCUACCUCUUCGCUGACGCCCUAUAUUUGGUCAAUAACGAUGUAAACAACAUUGUAGAAUAUGAAAAAGCUGCUCAAGAGGUUCUUGAACUGACUGCUGGAGAGCCGGGUCGAGCAAGUCGAGUCAGUAGACGUCACGGAGAUAAUCGAGCGAGUCAAGCUUGCCAGAUUACUGUCACCUCUUGCACUACUCUUACCGCUACUCGGGGAGUUUACACCAUAAAUUGCAUGCAGGUAGUCCACACGACACUGCAUGGAGUAGUCGCAGCAUACCCACCUAUACAACAAAUAGAAACCUGUAACGUAGAGCGUGGUUUAGCCCUGACGCAAAUGUAUCCGAAGUUUGUUAAAGAGGAGGAGUUAACUUGUUGGUCGAUGCAAGAUUGGUAUUUAGGAGGAAAUCUAGCGAAGUAG
Lindgomyces ingoldianus is the source of this 660-nucleotide messenger RNA. RefSeq lists its product as uncharacterized. The transcript is spliced from 5 exons. The record is from RefSeq and is a predicted model, not a curated record. NCBI's taxonomy places the organism in Eukaryota, Fungi, Ascomycota, Dothideomycetes, Pleosporales, Lindgomycetaceae. Bases 1 to 660 code for a protein of 219 amino acids.